ACAUCCGCCGUCUCAAAGCGUCCAAGUCGGACUUCACUUGCCACUUCCAAGACGACCAUGAAGACGGAGCUCACCAUCGACGACUCUGAAGAUGAGAUCGAGGUUGCUACUGCUUCUACCACUCUCACGCGCCGCCGCAUCACGAAAGGCGUCGUUGUUCUUCCACCUGCCUCGGCGUUGUACGACUCCAUUUUCAAGAAGCCUGCAACGAAGCGUCAAGCUCGCAGCCCAGACGACUCUUCCCUUUCCUCGAUCGCCAAUACAUCCCGCGACUCAUCCAUAGAGUACGACACACCUGGCACAACCCCAGCGACUUCCACUCGAGGAGUGUCCUCAGUCAGCAAGCGCAAGCGUUCGUCCUUGGGACGGAAAGAGCUCAAGAUCGAAGAUUCGGAGGGCGAAGAUGAUGAAGCGCUAGCUAUGCGUCUGCAAGAGGAGGAAUAUGCAGAGUCUGGUGCGGAGCCAGCGUCAAAGCGCACCAAGAUUGAUGAUUCGGAUGAUGAGAGCACGCUUGAGAGCCUUCUCAGCGACGCUGAGUCCCUCGAAUCAGCCCCUCUGCUGAAGAAGUCGGGCAAACAACCAGCAUUGAAGGGGAUGAAGGCGAUGGCGAAGACACCAACAGUUCGUGGCAAGAAGUCGGCGUUGCCAACACGCACGGCAAGCGCAGCUGCACGCUCUUCCAUCAAGCAGAAGAUCGAAGACAGCGAGGAAGACCUCAACAUCACUAGCAGUGGCGAUGAGUUUCUUGUCGAGGAUUCAGAAGAGGCCGCCUCUCUCAUGGAUAGUGACUCUGAGUCGGACGUCCCUCUGGCCGAUGUUGCGAGCGGAUCUGCUGCGGCAGUAACGUCACAGCGCGGAGGUGGUCCUACCCGUGGACGGCGGUUUGGCAACAUCUCUGCAGCUCGCGCUCGUCGAAUUGGCCGCGAUAUUGAGGCGCUCACCAUGGACAAGUCGGCUGCCCGCAAGGCUCGAGAACGCGCGAAGCUCGAAAAGGCUCAUCCUGUGAUCAAGACGAUGUGGAAGGAUCUUGAGAAGAUUCCAGUGCUCAAGCCUGUGGCAGCCGAACAGCCUGCAAGCAUCAAUCGCCGACUCAAGCCAUUUCAGCUCGAAGGUCUGAACUGGAUGAUGCGCCAGGAGAAGACUCAGUACAAGGGAGGUCUUCUUGGAGACGAGAUGGGCAUGGGCAAGACUAUCCAGGCAGUAUCUCUCAUCAUGUCCGAUUGGCCGCAAAAAGAGCCGACUUUGGUCGUCGUGCCGCCGGUCGCGCUGAUGCAGUGGUCGGCUGAGAUCACCGACUACACGGACGGAAAGCUCAACGUGCUCGUCUAUCACGGUCAGAACACCAAGAUCAAGGGCAUGAAGCCGAAGGAGCUCAAGAAAUUCGAUGUCAUUAUGAUCAGCUACAACUCUCUGGAGUCACUUUACCGCAAGGAGACCAAGGGCUGGACUCGCGGCGAGGACAUCAUCAAGGAGAACUCUCCCAUCCAUGCGAUCAAAUUCCACAGACUUAUCCUCGAUGAGGCGCACAGCAUCAAAUCCCGCACCACAGGAGUCGCAAAGGCCUGCUUCGCACUCUCGGGCCGCUUUAAAUGGUGUCUUUCAGGAACCCCAGUCCAGAAUAGAAUUGGCGAAUUCUUCUCGCUACUCCGCUUCCUCGAAGUUCGACCAUUCUCGGAGUACUUUUGCAAGAAGUGCCCAUGCUCUAUGCUGCACUGGGCGCUCUCUGACGAUCACAUGUGCAAAGAGUGCAAGCACACCGGCAUGGAGCACGUCUCGGUCUUCAACCAGGAACUGCUCAACCCUCUCACCCAGUCUGAGGAGGCCAAGGAUCGUUCAGAUGCUAUGGACAAGCUGCAGAUGAUCACCGCUCGCAUCAUGCUUCGCCGCGUGAAGCGUGACCAUGUUAGCACCAUGGAGCUGCCACCCAAGGAGGUCAUCGUUCACAACGAGUUCUUUGGCGAGAUUGAGCGCGACUUCUCCUCCAGCAUCAUGACCAAUACCGCGCGUCAGUUCGACACCUACGUCGCCCGCGGUGUCAUGCUCAACAACUAUGCCAACAUCUUCGGUCUCAUCAUGCAAAUGCGACAAGUCGCCAAUCACCCCGAUCUCCUGCUGAAGAAGCACAGUGCUGAAGGACAGAACGUGCUCGUGUGCAACAUCUGCGACGAGGUGGCCGAGGAAGCUAUCCGAUCACAGUGCAAACACGACUUCUGCCGGACGUGCGUGAAGAACUAUGUUCAGUCAGUUGAGGAGACAGGCGGAGAAGCAGACUGCCCGCGGUGCCACAUUCCCUUGUCCAUCGACUUCGACCAGCCGGACAUCGAGCAAGACGAGGAUGUGGUCAAGAAGUCCUCUAUCAUCAACCGCAUCAAGAUGGAAGAUUGGACCUCGUCCACCAAGAUCGAGAUGCUCAUCUACGACCUCUACAAGCUGCGCUCGAAGAAGCAGACCCUCAAAUCCAUCGUCUUCUCGCAAUUCACCUCCAUGCUGCAGUUGAUUGAGUGGCGUCUCCGCCGCGCCGGCUUCAACACAGUCAUGCUCGACGGCUCCAUGACUCCCAUUCAGCGCCAGCGAAGCAUCGAGCACUUCAUGACCAACCCCAACUGCGAGAUCUUUCUGGUGUCGCUGAAGGCCGGUGGUGUGGCGCUCAACCUGACGGAGGCUUCCAGAGUUUUCAUCGUCGACCCGUGGUGGAAUCCCGCCGCGGAGUGGCAGUCCGCCGAUCGCUGCCAUCGUAUCGGUCAGAGACGUCCUUGUGUCAUCACGAGGUUGUGUAUCGAGGAUUCGGUGGAGAGUCGUAUGGUCAUGCUGCAGGAGAAGAAGGCGAACAUGAUCAACGGCACGAUCAAUAAUGACAAGUCGUCGAUGGAGAAGCUUACGCCGGAGGACAUGCAGUUCUUAUUUCGCGGAACUUGA
Zymoseptoria tritici IPO323 is the source of this 2916-nucleotide messenger RNA. Its product is annotated as RAD16 class DNA helicase and DNA-dependent ATPase. The record is from RefSeq and is a predicted model, not a curated record. The transcript is spliced from 2 exons. Lineage: Eukaryota; Fungi; Ascomycota; Dothideomycetes; Mycosphaerellales; Mycosphaerellaceae. Gene Ontology annotation, molecular function: metal ion binding; ATP binding; ATP-dependent chromatin remodeler activity. The annotation marks the transcript as partial.